Molecule: messenger RNA, 583 nt
Organism: Ananas comosus (pineapple)
Lineage: Eukaryota; Viridiplantae; Streptophyta; Magnoliopsida; Poales; Bromeliaceae
Source: RefSeq, a predicted model, not a curated record
CGAAGGUGGGGAUCCCGGAGUUCCUCAGGGGGGUGGGGAAGGGCGUGGAGGCGCACGUGGCGAAGCUCGAGGCGGAGAUCGGCGACAUCCAGAAUCUUCUCGUCGCCCGAACCCUUCGCCUCAAGAAGCUCGGCAUCCCCUGCAAACACAGGAAGUUGAUCCUGAAGUACACCCAGAAGUAUAGGCUUGGACUUUGGAGGCCCCGGGCUGAACCACAAAAGUUGCAGUGAUGUUAACUUUGGUGGUUGAAGAAAACCAACUUUGAGAGAGCACUCUCCAAAAUGAACUUGCAAAUAGCCGUCUCCUUUCUGAACUCUUGAUCUGAAAAUGAAUAAGGCAUCAGGUGGUUUCAGAGUCGUUCAAACUGUCCACGAGAACAUUAUUUGGAUGUGUCGCUCGACAAUGAUCAUAGGUUCCAACUUGAAAAAUAUGAAACCCAUCUAGGUGACUCUUACAUGGUAAUUGCGGUUUAAUACCUUUAUAAUCUUGUAUCCUUUCCUGACCGUACUAUUUGUUUUUGAAAAGUUUAUAUUAUUGGUACGUAAUUACAGCUUCGUAUGAAAGGAACUUCUGCUUCUUUAAA